AUGUUACCCGACGAACCCCGCGCUCAUUCACAAACCCAACAGAUGGAGCAGUUUUACCGAGUCGGUGCGCUGUUCUAUGCCAAGGCAUGCCAUCGCGGAGGUCGGGAGAAGUUUCUUCUCGACUUCUACAUGCACGACAGGGCGCGGUGGCCGAUUCCGCGGGAGAAUUCCCAGUCCGACGAUGACUUUGCGGCCAGCGUAUAUCGUCGGGAAAUGGCUGUGCUGAACUCGUUGACUUUCCACCGCAUGACGGGCCCAAGGAUCGAGCUUCCGAUCACCUGGCAGCGGUUUGCUGCGUUGCGGCCCGGACCGGAUUAUGACCUCGUUGCGAACCAAGUUCUUCGAUUGCUCGAGGGAGAAGGCGACGUCGACCCUCCCAGUGAAAUAGUCACGACACCGCCCAGUGCUGUCCCCACACGGUCGGCGUACGAAGGCUUAGGUGAAUCACUGGAAGCGCCCAUUGAUCUUACUGGAGAGAGCGACCAGAGCGGCCCGUCCGACGAGGGUGACAACCCGGAAAAUCCCAUCGUCCUAUAA
Messenger RNA from Coprinopsis cinerea okayama7#130, 537 nucleotides. RefSeq lists its product as hypothetical. The coding region runs from base 1 to 537 and encodes 178 amino acids. The transcript has 3 exons. The record is from RefSeq and is a predicted model, not a curated record. Lineage: Eukaryota; Fungi; Basidiomycota; Agaricomycetes; Agaricales; Psathyrellaceae.